This is a messenger RNA of Dunckerocampus dactyliophorus (ringed pipefish), 6478 nucleotides long. It is a transcript of the gene ankdd1b, whose product is annotated as ankyrin repeat and death domain containing 1B. Lineage: Eukaryota; Metazoa; Chordata; Actinopteri; Syngnathiformes; Syngnathidae. Gene Ontology annotation, molecular function: protein binding. The record is from RefSeq and is a predicted model, not a curated record. The transcript is spliced from 15 exons. Gene Ontology annotation, biological process: signal transduction. Bases 64 to 1725 code for a protein of 553 amino acids.
UGAAACAAGCAAAGGUGCUAACCUUGUUGCAUUAGGUGUUUGGAACUCUUCAAGAGUUUUACAAUGCAGAGGAAAGUUUUGGCUUUGAAGCAAAAGAUCAAGGAACAUGGUCCCAAGAAAGAGGAUCUGGACCCCCGGAAGUGGAUGAAGCAAGAACAAGUGAAGGCAUUUGCUGAUUUUGUUCUGAACAAGCACACAGAACCGGAAGCGGACACCAGCUUUGACAACAGAGAGAUGUUGCUGCAAACAGAGAAGCAGUUUAUAGAGGCAGCGAAGAGCAAUGAUGUGACUGCAAUGAGGGCACUUGGAAAAGGCUUGAAUGCCAAUGCAAUGAAUGUGCACAACAGGACUGCCCUUCACUAUGCAGUGGCUGGCAAAAACAGGGAGGCGGUUGAGCUGCUUCUGCAGCGCAGGGUCCAAGUGGAUCAGAGGGACAAGUUUGGUGUGGCGCCCAUACAUUUAGCUGCCUGGUUUGGCAGUUUGGAGAUCCUGAAAUUAUUAGUGCGGGCUGGGGCUGAACAGAAGAUUGAGAACGAGGAAGGACUAAAUAUCAUGCAUUGCGCUGCUAUCAACAAUCACACUGAUAUAGUGGACUACAUCGUCAAUGACCUGCAAAUGAAAGAACUCGACAAAGACGACCAGUCAGGACACUGCGCGUUUGCAAUGGCGGCAGAGCAUGGUUGUGUGAAAAUGUUAGAAAUGCUAAUGGAGCCCUCUUACAACAUGGCCACCAUGAAGCCCAGCAAGAAAGGAGACACGCCCCUGCACUUAGCUGCAAGGAACGGCCACUUGGAUGCUGUCCAACUGCUGCUGAAAAGCUUUGAUAUCCGGGAUGAAGUUAAUAUGGACGGUGAGACAGCUCUGUACCAGGCUGCAGACAUUGGUCAGGAACAGUGCGUCCUGGCAUUGCUGGAGGCCGGCUGUGACCCCAACAUCCAAACAACCAAAGGCAGUGCUCUUCAUCCAGUGUCAGAAAGAGGAGACACAUUUCUGGUCCAGCUCCUCUUACAAUACAAAGCCCACACAGACUUUCAGAAUGAAGACAUGGAAGCUCCUCUUCACCUGGCAGUGAAGAACAGCCACAUACCGGUCAUCCAUUUCCUCCUGGAGGCAGGUUGCAACAUUAACUCUACCAAUAAGAGGUGUGAGACUGUCAUGCAUCUUGCUGCUGAACUGGCCAGAAUAGAUGUGGUGGAAAUGCUGCUUAAAGCCGAACUUGAUCUGACACUGAAGGACUGGCAGGGAAAGACGGCUCUCGGUGUGGCAGCCAGAGCAGACGAGGUGAUCAUUGUGGACAUGAUUGUCAAGGCAGAAAGAUACUACGCGUGGAAGAAGGCUAACCCAGAGUUUAACGACAGUGUUCACAGUGAGUAUCCGUUAACCUUCAAACUGGACCACCGCUAUGAGACCAAGCAGCUCCGCUUGAUGGCCUGGCGCCUGGCCUACGAGCUCCUUAAGCCAGGCGACUGGAAGCGACUGGCUGAACACUGGGGAUUUGAUCAGGAGCAAGUGUACGCCAUUGAGAGACAGUGGACAGGUCAACACAGCUACAAAGAGCACGGCAACAGAAUGCUGCUGAUUUGGCUCCAUGGGGAAGAGCUGGCCCAGAAAAGUCCUUCGAAAGAGCUCUACCAGGCCCUUGUCAACACAGGCAAUGGCAGAGCUGCAGAUCAGAUAAGGAUGGAAUCAGAGAAAGUCACCAGCAAGAACUGCAGGGUUUCAUGAUGGAGGUUGUGACAUUAAGUUGAAUUGUCAUCAUGUUUACAUCACUUUUGAGAAACACUUAUAGAAAGAGCUUUUAAAAUCAUUUAUUUAAACAUUUACAAACAGCAGAGCUUUGGUCUGACCGACAACAAGCAUUAUGUGCUUGCUGUUCAAUGACUACACUGUCAUUUUACAUGCACCUUUUUAGGAUAUCAUCAAUCAUUUUAACCAAAAAAGAAAAAGGCAAUUUUGCUAAUUCUGUCCUGCCGCUUUUUUUUACAGCAUGAACAUGUGAAAUAAUAUUCCACAUUUUGCAGGAAUAAAAUUUCUCUAACAAAAAGGCAAACUAACAAUAAGACAAACACGGAUAUCAAACAUCACAUAAAUAUAAAUAAAUACAAAUGUUAAAGCUGCACCCACUAAAAACUGUGGAAUUGUUGCAUAGAGUCAUUCUUCAUCUAGACCAAGGGUUUUCAAAGUGUGAGGCAUUAGAAGACUUUACGGGAGGCGCAGCAGCUUGAGAAAAAUAAAGAUGUCUUUUUUUUUUUUUUUUGCUAGGCUAACUUCAAUUAUGCCAGUGGUUCUCAAUUAUUUUCUGUUCUGCCCCUACUGGGGGACAGAAUUGUUUUUGCGCCCCCCCCCCCAAUUUGAAAUUCUAUUGAGAAACUGAUAAUAUUUAUUAAUUUAUCUGUACUGUUUGGACUGAACUUGAAACUGAAACCAGUGAAGUGCAACAAAAUGGAGAGCAGUGAAGCAUAUGAGCGUAUUCAAGAGUUAAAUUGCAAUUCCCCCCACCGUGCCCCCACCCAGGGGUGCUCGUCCCACUAUUUAAGAAGCACUGAGUUAUGCUAACGAUAAAAUGAAUAGAUUUUUAGGCCUACGUAGUGAGGGGGUGAAAACUAGGGCCGGGAAUCCCAGGGUACCUCACGAUACAGUACGUGAUAAAUGGCUCUCGACAAUGUCGAGAAACGUUGAUAGCGUGAAACAAAAACAAACCAAAAAAUAUAUUUCAUUGUUUAUAUUUUGCAGCAUAGUUUAACCAGAGUACAAAGUAGCAAUAGUUCAAAAACAAUGACACUGUUUUUCUGCAACAUACAGCAACUAAAACAGAAUUUUAGGUGUCUUAUUUUUGCGUUUUUCGUCAACUAUACAUAAAAGGUUCAGAAAGACUCAAAAAAACGUUAGAAUGUGACUCACAAAACACAACAUCUCAAGUAGAUCAAGGAGGUAUUGUGCGAAAGUGGCUCCACCAACCCAGGAUUUGUGCUCAAGAUGCAACUGAGCAAAACCUAAAUUCCCCAAACAAAGCUAAAUGGUAUUGCAACGGCGGUUCUCAACUGACUUUGUCAAGUUCGGUUCUCAACUUUGUGCUCAGUGCGUGUUCACAUCAAAAAAAGGGGGCGUUUGUCAUAUUAUUCUACUUCCACGCAAAAAUGGCGCGAUCCCAGCCGGUGUAUUUUACACAAGAUGAGCAAGUAAUUAUUAUGGAGCGUUAUGAGGCGUUAAAGCUUAUUAUUGCCAAAAGCAACACUAGCGCCUGCAAUAGAGCGAGGGACGACCGCUGGCAGAAUAAAGCUGAGCAUGGGAUAGGCUCCAGCAUGCCCUCGCGACCCUAAUGAGGAGAAGCGGUAUAGAAAAUGGAUGCAUGGUGGUCAAUUCGCAAGUUAACAUUGAUUUAUUAUACUAACUAUACCCUACUAAUCUUUUCAUUUAUCAACACUCAACAUUGCACUACUUUUACAUAUGAACACUUACCCAUUUAAAAAAUAAAUAAAUUGGAGCAACUGGCUUUUUUCAUCUAUGAAGGUCUAUUUUACGGCAACAGAAUGCAGUACCUCGUGGUGGCACUGUUCUGCAGCGACUUUCUUUGUGACAAGCUUUUCCCUAUUCUUAGAAUAAAUGUUUUGUUGCAGUUGAUUGAUGCAUCAGAGUGCUUAUUCCUCCAUCAAACAUUAUAACAUAAGAAGACCAACAGGCUGAGUGCUCACACAAGGACUGUUGUGACAUAUACAUCGGCUAACGUUGGCCUAAUUAUUAAUAUUUCAUAUUGCAUUUUAUUCCUGAUGCUCGCCUCAAAAAGUGAGCAUAUCUAGCGUAUUCUCUCGGCUGAGAAUCUACAUCUCUUGUAGAGAAUUUAAUCAGGGAAAGCCAUUCCCUGGCUACAGCCACUCCCGUUGUAGUGCUGCCCAAAUUAUUCCCACGUCCACCGGGUUUUCAACAAACGGUGAUGCCAUCUCCGAAUGAGCUACGCAGUCAAACAGCAGCGCUUUCAUACUAAAUUUUAAGCUGAAAGUCUUGAGUUUAGCCCAAGUUACCAUGGCAAUACAGCUGCUUUAAAAGAGAGCUACCUUUGCGGAACAGGCAAGGCUUGCUGACCCACUAAACUCGCUUCGCGAAUACCCCCAAAUCUAUUAAGUAGAAACAUAAUAAAUAUGUAGUGUCACAUUCGGCUGGCCCAUUGGAUAAUACAAAUGCUAAGGACCGUGGCCUCCAGGGGGCGCCAAAAAGGGAAAACAAUGUCUUUAAUAUAAUUACAUUAAAACUAGUUAUUACAAUUAACUCUUAAUUGAAAAGCUCACACUGACUCAUUUGUAAAGCAAUGCCCAAUUAAUAUUACUAAAAAUGAUAACAAAUAAGUCACCCUGCGACCAUAAUUUUUGUAUAGUUUUGCAUAUAGUAUGUAUUUUAUAUCGCUUGUAUAUCUAUUUUAUUUAGAUUUUGUAUAGUUAUUGCAUACUGUAAAUAUAGCUUAUAUAUAAGGUUAUUGUGUGGAAACCGAGGAUAUUUACUUGUAUUAUAUUUAUUUGUUUCAUGUUGGAUAUUGUAUUUAUAAUUUAUUAUUAUUUAAUUGUUUAAAGGAUUUUUAUUUUGUAGGUAUUUAUAUUGUAUUUCCAAAAUGUUUGCAUUUAUUUGUAAAUUGGAUGACAUGUUAUCUUACAAAUUAAAAACAAUGUCAUUCAAUUUCUUUUGUAAGCAUAUGUAAAUCGCCAAUGGAUGGGGGGCCCAUAUAAAAUCUUGCUUAAGAUGCCACUUUGGGUGUUUAGUGUAAGUUAGUAGUGGUGGUGUAAUCACUGGAAAGAGACAGAGUGACCCGGAGAAGAUUGAGCAGCAUGAGGAGAAUGUUGACAAUAAAAUAAGUCAACUAAACACAUCUCUUUAUUUAACAAAAACAAAAUUUAGCAUUUGAAUACAAAAAUCAACAUUCCUCUAACUAGGCACAGUUUUCUCCAUGAGGUCUGGGAGGGUGGUGAUGAACGAAGUAGGUGUGCACGUUUUAUGUGUAGUAUUUUUGUGGGACAUUUCUUACAGACUGCAAAGUCUUUAUCCAGGUUUGUCCCAUCCACACUAUACUGUGCUUUAAAAGCCAAAGACGCCGGUGCAUCUUUGAGUUUAACUUCACCGCUCAUGUCCGCCAUGGCACCGUUUUGUUUUUUCUUCAUCUGUGACUUUUUUGACACAGUCACGGAGAGCGCCUCCUGGAUGAUAUGUUAAACGGUGACUCGACUCACUGAGGAGGAACAGUAAAAAAAGUUUACAGUGGCUAUAUUUUAGUGAUACAUUUUUUAAAAACGAUACGUGGCGCGAGCGCAUCGAUAUUCUGUCACUCGACCAAGGUUCCAGAUCGCGAUACCACGAUAUUUCAUCACACUUCUAGUGAAAACUCCACAGAAUAUGCUCCAAUAAAUACAUUUUUUCAAAGGGGAACUAUCAACCCUUGAUACACUUUGAAAACCCCCCCAUCUAGAAAAUGCUGGUCUGUGUGAGAUGUGUGUGUGCGCAUGUUUAGUCUACCACUUUGAUAGAGUGUACAUUACAAGUGCUGGUGUGUGUUCUGGAGGGAGUCUUAACAGUGGGGGCAUGUGGACCCUGUUGGGAGGAGCGAGGAAAUUUGGAAGCAGCAGACUGACCACCAAUGAGCUUGUACAAAAAAAAAACAAGAGACAAAAAGAAAAAGAAAUGUACAUCAGACAUACAGAAUACAGAAAUACUUCACAAUGCAUGAUCCAUACCUGUGUAAUAGGUUGAUGGCGUUCUACGACGAUGGAACUCAUGGACGGGGCCACACCCAUCACUUGGAGGUUGCCACGUGCACUCUUACUGGGAACAUGUUGCGCUGUAAUGCGAGUGGUUAUAGUUUUUGCUGCUUUCUGUUGGCUGGCUGUGACCACACGCCCACUGGCCUACGGAAGCAAUACAACCUUUCAGGAUGUACAGAAAAAUAUAAAAAUACUGUGGCUCGACCUCCGUUGCUCACCUUUUUGUGGGACGUGCUGCUGCUCCCUUGUGGGAAUGAGCUGUGUGCUGCUGAAGUGGAAGGGAGAACAUCACUGGUGCACCACACGCCCAUCUGAGGAAAAGGAAUAUUUUUGUGUCGUUACCAUGACCAUGUGAUUUUGGAAGAGAGCGCCUUACCGUGUCAUCUUCUUCACGGUGGGUAGGAGACUCCGGGUGGUCAAAGUGAACCGGGCUGGGACUUGGCUGGCCUUGAGUCUGUGAAGCAGUACCAGGAUCAUCCCAAGGGGGUUGAGGGUCUGUUCACAGUCAAAUAUUCAUUAAAUACUUGAAUGGUUGCAAUAAUCAUUACAUUUUCUGACAUUCUUCAAUAAAUAAAUCCAUCCAAUUAAAACAAGACAAUUGCAUUUCCUCAAAUAGUGGCCGCCAUUCUAAUAGCCCCAAUUAUAAACGUUGCACCUCAUAUAGACACAUCCUUGAAUUGCUUUUACCAUAACCUCAGAAGAUAGAUUACAUUUAUUCUAAUACAGUGGUGCCUCGG